Molecule: messenger RNA, 3160 nt
Organism: Vombatus ursinus (common wombat)
Lineage: Eukaryota; Metazoa; Chordata; Mammalia; Diprotodontia; Vombatidae
Gene: IDUA
Product: iduronidase alpha-L-
Exons: 14
Coding region: 17-1933 (638 amino acids)
Biological process (GO): carbohydrate metabolic process
Molecular function (GO): L-iduronidase activity
Source: RefSeq, a predicted model, not a curated record
CUGGCCCGGCGGCUGGAUGGGGGCUCGGAGCGCGUGGGCCGCGGCGCUACUGCUGCUCCUGUCCUUGCUGCCUGGAACCUUCGCCUCCUGCCUCUUCUCGGUGGACGCCUCCACAGCCACGGGGCAGCUGAAGCCUUUCUGGAAGAGCACCGGCUUCUGCCCUCCUCUGCCCCAUGAAAAGUCAGACCUGUAUGAUCUCAGCCAAGACCAGCAGCUCAAUCUUGCCUAUAUUGCAUCUAUCCCUCACGGGGGCAUUGAACAGGUCAGGACCCACUGGUUACUGGACCUCAUCACAGCCAGUGUCACCGACGGGGAUCUUCGCUACAAUUUUACCAACCUGGAUAGAUUUUUGGAUCUUCUCUGGGAGAACCGACUCAUUCCAGGGUUUGAGUUGAUGGGGAGCCCAUCUGGAUACUUCACUGAUUUCGAGGACAAGAAGCAGGUGUAUGAAUGGAGGAACCUGGUCACCCUGUUGGCUACGAGAUAUAUUGAGAAGUACGGGGUAAGCCACGUCUCCAGAUGGAAUUUUGAAACAUGGAAUGAGCCAGAUCAUCACGACUUUGACAACGUGUCCAUGACGGUCCAAGGCUUCCUGAACUAUUAUGAUGCCUGCUCAGAAGGCCUGAGGAAAGCCAAUGUAGGGCUGAAGUUUGGAGGUCCUGGUGAUUCCUUCCAUCCAUUCCCAAAGUCCCCCAUUUGCUGGAACCUACUCAGUCACUGCUACAAUGGGACAAACUUUUUCACGGGUGAGAAAGGUGUGCGCCUGGAUUAUAUCUCCUUACACAGGAAGGGUGGGGGCAGCUCUAUCUACAUCCUGGAGCAGGAAAAGGAAGUUGCCCAGCAGAUCCAAAGCCUUUUCCCCAAUUUCACCCAUGUCCCCAUUUAUAAUGAUGAGGCUGACCCGCUGGUAGGCUGGUCCCAGCCCCAGAUCUGGAGAGCAGAUGUGACCUAUGCAGCGAUGGUUGUGAAGGUCAUAGCCCAGCAUCAGACCCUGUUGCUGUCAGAGCCCAACAACACCCUGAACUAUACCCUGCUGAGCAAUGAUAAUGCCUUCCUGAGCUACCACCCACACUACUUUACCCAGAGGACACUGACCGCCCGCUUCCAGAUGAACAACACAAAGCCACCCCAUGUGCACCUAGUCCGAAAGCCCGUGCUCACUGCCAUGGGGCUGCUGGCCCUGCUGGGUGAAAACCAGUUGUGGGCGGAGGCUCACUGUGACGGGCUACUAGUGGACAGCAAUCACACAGUGGGAGUACUAGCCACCUCCCACUGGCCUGAGGAGGCGUCUUCACCAGACAGCUGGCAGGCCACAGUGCUGGUAUUUGCCAGUGAUGACAAUCGGACAUCUGCCAACCUCAGUACUGUCACCAUCUGGCUCAACAAUGUCCCACCAGCUACAGACCUCGUCUACAUGACCUACUAUAUGGACAAUAAUCUCACCAGCCCUUACCUGGAGUGGAAGAAACUUGGCUCACCUGUCUUCCCCACCAUAAAGCAAUUUCAGCAGAUGAGAGAGACUGAGGACGCUGUAGCCGCAGGCCCAUUUCCAUUUCCUCAAAAUGGCCAACUGACCCUAAAGCAGAAGCUUUCAGUACCCUCCAUUCUUCUCCUUCAUGUGUGUUCGAGGCCACACCUGCCCCCAAACCAGGUGAAUGGCGUCCGAAUCUUGCCUCUCACAAGAGGGCAGAUCGCUCUGCUCUGGGAUGAUAGCUGCGUGAACUCAAAGUGUCUGAGGACAUAUGAAGUUGAAUUCUCCCAACAUGGAUAUAUUUACAGAGGGAUCAACAGGAAGGAGUCAACUUUCAACCUUUUUGUCUUUGCUCCAGACGAUGCCAAUGUCACUGGCUUCUACCGGCUCCGUGCUGUGGAUUACUGGGGCCAGCCAGGCCCCUUCUCUGUCCCGGUUUACUACAAAGAGACAACUGCAUGAGGUGGGCAAUGAUCUGGUGAGACAAUCCUCCGCUGGAGACCUGCACAGGCUGGGGAUCCUGGGAUUGAUGCUCCUUGAGGGGAGACACCCACGGUGCCAAGGACUUGAAGUGAACCUAAAAUCAGAGGAACCAGGCUAGAAUGCUAGCUUUCAUCCUUUACAGCUGUGUGAGCUUGGGCACAUCUCCUUAGGCCUCAGUUUUCUCAUCUAUAAAGUAGGGACAAUAGUAUUUGCGCAACUGACCUCAUGAAGUAAUUUUCAGGAAAGGGCUUUGUCAAUCUCACAAUUAAUAUUCUAUCAGCCAUCAAGUAGAGAUGUCUUUUCUUCCUUGAGGGUCCAAUGAAAAGACAUCCAGAAACUUGCUUCCUAGCAAUCAUCUUAAUAAUCACUGUCAUCAGAACUCCUGUUUCUGUGGCCCUGUAACAUUGGCAAAACACUUUCCCCGUAACAGUCAUAAGAGGUGGGUGGUACAAGAAUUAUUAUAUUGAUUUACAGGUGAGGGAACUGAAGCCAAGAGAGGAGGGACUUUGUCCAAGUUGAAGGGCCUCAUUGAGUGUCAGAGUCAGGGUCUGAACCCUCCUGGGGAAUGGUUGCCGUGGACAAACUGUGGCAUAUGAAAGUAAAGGAAGAUUAAUCUUCCACAAAAUGGAUGGAUAUAAAGAAUUCUAGAGAAAUGUGAAACAACUUGUAUGACCCCAUGCAGAGCAAAGUAAGCAGAAUCAGGGGAGCACUAUACCCAAUGACUCCAAAAAUAUAAAGGAAAAUGGCAUUGAAAAGCAGUUCAGGUCUGAUUAAUUGCAUUAAUCAAUGUUGGUCUCGGAGAACUGAUGAUGAAAUGCUCCUCCUCUUGGCAUUGUGCGUGGGGGACCUUAUGUGUAGGCUGUGCUGUUUGCUUUGUUAUAAGGGGAGAUUCAAUAAGGGGGGGCAUUUUAAGGGGAAAUGACUGGUAUAAACAUCAAAGGAAACAGUAUAACUUUGAAAACUUGUUUUUAAAAGCAGGGUUGUGUGAAUAGACACAGGAGAGGUAAGAAGCAGUCAGAGGAGAAAACAGGAACACGUGGUCAUCUAUGGUGUCCAAACCCCAGGAAUCACGGCUGCACCCUGAUGCUUUCAGAGCCUAGGCAAGAGACUUUAAUAUUCUUCAACCCGGGGUCAGCUAGAUGACACAGUGGAUAGAGAAUUGAUCCUGGAGUCAAGAGGACCUGAGUUCAAAUCCUGCCUUGGACA